AUGACCCCUAAGCCGGCUCCUCUUCCCUACGAGACCACCCUAGAUCCCGUCACCGGGAAGGUCCGCUGCGACGCCUGCCAGGACGAUCCACGCAAGAAUGGCAAGGCGCGAGAGUGGAUAAGCCGGCAGUCGCUCAGCAACCACCUGAGGACAGCGCGGCACAAGGUGAACUCCAAGCGCUGGUACGCGGAGUUUGCGGCGCAAGAGCGCGCGCGGAUCACGGGGAAGGCGUCGUACGCUGCUGCUAAGGCCAGCACUCGACGUACUCAGAGCUUGCAGCCUGGUACUCCCGAUGCACCUGGUUCUGCUCAUGCUGCCCGUUCCUCCAAUAUCGCUGGUUCCCCCACUGUCUCUGCUUCACGGAAAGUCGCUGGUUCUUCUAAGGUGGCUGGUUCCUCCAAUGUCGCUGGUUCUUUCAAUUUCGCUGGUUCCUCCAAUGUCACUGGUUCCUCCAAUGUCACUGGUUCCUACAAUGUCGCUAGUUCUUCCGUCACUCGUAACCGACAGCAGUCUUCGAUUACGCCACCUACAGCGAAUACGGCUCGAGGUGUGAACGACAACGGCCUUUUUGGUCUCCUGUCUGGCACGGUGGACAUGGAGAGUCUCCGUUUGGCUCAUAGGACGCUCCUGUAUCAUGAUCUCGGGUUGUUGAUUGAGGAGGAUCGCAAAGUGCUGGAAAAGGUUGAACGAAAACGGCCUUUUUAG
Molecule: messenger RNA, 705 nt
Organism: Sparassis crispa
Lineage: Eukaryota; Fungi; Basidiomycota; Agaricomycetes; Polyporales; Sparassidaceae
Exons: 2
Coding region: 1-705 (234 amino acids)
Source: RefSeq, a predicted model, not a curated record